Messenger RNA from Zasmidium cellare ATCC 36951, 2517 nucleotides. RefSeq lists its product as uncharacterized. Bases 1 to 2517 code for a protein of 838 amino acids. Gene Ontology annotation, molecular function: RNA binding. The transcript has 3 exons. NCBI's taxonomy places the organism in Eukaryota, Fungi, Ascomycota, Dothideomycetes, Mycosphaerellales, Mycosphaerellaceae. The record is from RefSeq and is a predicted model, not a curated record.
AUGGCUUCGUCGCGUGUGUUCGUGAAGGGCUUACCCCCAACCUUCACUGAGCCCGACUUUCGAAAACACUUCUCUCAGAAUGGACGACACGUUACUGAUGUCAAGAUCUUCCCUUCCCGUCGAAUAGGAUACAUUGGCUACAAGACCCCGGAGGAUGCACAGAAAGCCGUGAAGUAUUUCAACAAGACUUUCAUUCGCAUGAGUCGCAUCGGAGUUGAGUUGGCACGUCCAAUCGAGGAACCCGAGAGCUUGAAAGCAUUAGGCGCCGAGAAUAAAGACAAUGAUGGAAGCAACACAGCAGACGAUGGGAACAAGCUCAAGCGUAAGAGGGAGGACCUAGUGAAGAAGGGAGACGAGGAAGCAGACCCGAAAUUGAAGGAAUUCCUCGAAGUGUACAAGCCAAAGAUCAAAAAGGCGGUCUGGGAGAAUGAGACCGAACAGUCAGAGACCGUAGCUACUGCGCAGGACCAAGAACAACCGGCUGCUGUCGUCGACGGGGAAAGCGAUGACGAUUAUGAACAAGUGCCGAAGAAGGCCAAACGAGUGAAGGACCAAUCCAAAGCAGAGGACUCGGUCGUCCCCGAACAGACUCGACAUACUGCCCAAGAACCCGAAGUUGUGGAUGCGGAGGAUUCAGGAGAGCAGCCCAAAUCAACGCCUGACCAGCCAGCCUUGUCUGAUGCCGAUUGGGCACGGUCGCGGACAAGCCGCCUUCUGGGUCUCCUCGACGAUGAUGAGGACGCGGACGUCGCAACUACAAAGCCUCUGGCCGGAUCUGAAGAUGACUCUGACGUGGACAUGGAUGCUGAGACCUCAUCAAAUGAAAAAGCCGUUUCGGCGGCGGCAGCAGCAGCCUCGAUUCCUACACCUGGAGACGCGACACGAGAUGCGACAGAAUCUAAGGACGAUGCUGCAACUACCGCUGAAGACUCAGAGGGCGUUCGCUCAAGCAUGCGUUUGUUCGUUCGAAAUCUUCCGUUCGACCUCCAACCUGAGGAACUUGAGGCUGAAUUUGCCCAGUAUGAGAACUUGGAAGAGGUCCACCUUGCUCGCGACAAGAAGACGGGCACGGGCAAAGGCUUUGCGUUUGUGCAAUACACAGACCCUGACUCCGCCGAGCAAGCACUUACCGACCGUGACGGGAAACCCUUUCAAGGCCGCCUCCUACAUAUCAUAGCUGCGAAACCACGUCGUCAGCAGCUUGACGAGUUCGAAAUAUCUAAGCUACCUCUGAAAAAGCAGCAGGAGAUUAAGCGUCGUAGAGAGGCGUCCUCCAAGACGUUCAACUGGAAUGCCCUCUACAUGAAUGCCGACGCCGUCGUUUCCAGUGUUGCCAGCCGCCUCGGCUUAUCCAAGUCGGAGGUGCUCGACCCCACCAGCAGCGAUGCGGCAGUAAAGCAGGCUCAUGCCGAGACCCAUAUCAUCCAGGAGACAAAAUCGUACUUCAGACAACAAGGCGUUGAUCUCGAUUCCUUCAAGAGAAGUCAGCGUGGCGAUACGGCCAUCCUGGUCAAGAACAUACCAUCUGACUGCAGCAAAGACGAGCUCAAACGACUAUUCGAGGAGCAUGGGGACAUCAAGAAGUUCCUCAUGCCUCCGUCUGGCACCAUUGCUAUCAUUGAAUAUGCAAACUCGGCUCAAUGUCAAGCCGCAUUUGGUGCUCUCGCAUAUCGAAAGCUGAGAAGCUCGAUGCUGUUCCUAGAGAAAGCGCCAAAGGAUCUGUUCUCGGGAGCGCCAGUCGCUAGCGAGGUGACAACUGAUGGCGUGAGCAAAGUCUCGGGGGCAGAUCUCAAGGACUCUGAGCAGACUGUUCCCGACACUCUUGGUUCAGCCACCCUUUACGUGCGAAACCUGAACUUCACCACUACGACUCAGCUUCUAACGGACACCUUCAAACCCUUGAGCGGCUUUCUCUCUGCUCGCGUCAAGACCAAGACCGACCCAAAGAAACCUGGUCAAGUUCUCAGCAUGGGCUUUGGCUUCCUGGAGUUUCGAUCUGCGCAGGAGGCCCAAGCUGCUCUGCAGGCCAUGGAUGGCUACACUUUGGAAGGUCAUAAGUUGCAGAUCCGGGCCAGCCACAAGGGAGCCGAUGCUGCUGAAGAGCGCCGGAAAGCCGAUGCUGAGAAGAAGGCUGCCGGCCGAAAAACCAAGGUCAUCAUCAAGAAUUUGCCAUUCGAAGCCACCAAGAAGGACAUUCGAGCCCUCUUCGGUGCUUAUGGUCAGCUUCGCAGUGUACGAGUGCCCAAGAAGAUGGACCGUGGCGCCCGUGGCUUCGCCUUCGCCGAUUUCAUGACCGUCAAGGAAGCCCAAGGUGCCAUGGAUGCCCUGCGCGAUACCCAUUUGUUGGGUCGCAGGCUUGUGCUCGAUUUUGCUGCAGAGGAUCCCGAAGAUGCCGAAGCUGAGCUCGAGAAGAUGCAACAGAAGGUUGGAGCUCAAGUCAACAAGGUCGCACUGCAGAAGCUCACCAGUGGUGGACGAAAGAAGUUUACCACACAGCAAGAUGAGGACGAUGGAUGA